Drosophila bipectinata is the source of this 2337-nucleotide messenger RNA. It is a transcript of the gene TP53INP, whose product is annotated as Tumor protein p53 inducible nuclear protein. Gene Ontology annotation, cellular component: autophagosome; nucleus. NCBI's taxonomy places the organism in Eukaryota, Metazoa, Arthropoda, Insecta, Diptera, Drosophilidae. The record is from RefSeq and is a predicted model, not a curated record. Gene Ontology annotation, biological process: autophagosome assembly; positive regulation of DNA-templated transcription.
AUCAUUCGCUCGUCAGUCGUUGCUAGCAUACGUCACGGAGUUCCUGCUGCGUCGUUCUUGCCUCUCUGCACUUCUCACCCCUCUACCAGUUUUCAAACGGAAGCAAUCAGAAAAUAAUAAAAAAUCACAACAAAAAACAUUUAAAAAAUUGUGAAAAUCUUUGCCAGUGCAAAUUAGUUGAGGGUGCCAGAGGACAGCCAGAGAAGAGGGAUUCGGCCAUCAAUCGAUCAAUAAACUCCCAGCAGCAACUUUUACGCUACGAAACCAGAACGAGAACAAGAUUAGACGCGGCGAAAGCAAACAGAGAAGCGUACAAACAGUAACAAAAACAAAAGAAUUAAAGAAAAGACUGAGCAACGUUCAAGCAAAUCCAAGGAACAAACACCAACACAACACCAGCAACAUAAGCAAUCUCCACAUCGUCUCUCUAACUGUGAACCUAGAGCUAAGAGCAACAGCAUAAGGCAGUGACCAGCGAAGCAACUUUGAUCUCAACACCCACAAAGCAAUAAGUCCAAGUCCAGACCGGAUCCGCUGCACUAGCCCGUAUAAUGUUAAGCAGCCUCGCCUCGUACCUCUUCGGAUCGCCAGCAUCACCCGAUUCCAUUAACCAAGAAGCGAAUCCUGCCCAGAACCCCGACUCGAACGCUCCCUCCAGCCCCGUCAGGGACCCAUCGGGAGGAGAUGUAAUUGAGGUCACUUCGUCGACGCCAUCGGUUGCGGGCAGCAGCAAUCGCGCCCAAGCGGUGCGGACCGCCAACGGCAAGCGGGGCAAGAACAGGCGUGGCAAGCGCUACCAGCAGCAGCUGCAGCAGCAGCAGAGGAAGCAGCCAGCGACUAUCACCAAGCUACUGACGCCCUCGGGCGAAACCAUCGACGAGGACUUUGACGAAGACGAAUGGUACAUUGUCGAGAAGGAAGACGAGGAGGACGACUCCCUGCCGCGCAGCGACUCCGAGGAGGAACUCUCCGUCGUAGAGGUGCCGCAGCCCAGGGGGGCGAACACCGCCUCCUCCUCCUCCGCCGGUGGGGCCUCCGGCAGUGGCCCAGCGGGUACACGCCGCCGCCAGCACAUCCAAUCGCAUUCCCUGUACAGCGGGCCGCGGCCACAGCAGCAGCGCAACUAUCUGCAGCGUUCGCGCACCGGAAGCGGUGCCGCUGCUGUCCGCCCGCUGAGCAUCUCCACCCUGAGCCCGCCCAGAAGCGUUCCCGGACUGGCCGACUCUGACAAUGUUAGCCAGUCGCUGUACGUGGCCUCGCCCAGUGGCAGCGACCAGGGUCAGGGUGCUAACGUGCUGAUGGAGGAGUCCUGGUACGUAACACCGCCACCAUGCUUCACCUCGAUUGGGCCAAUCAAUAUGGAAACAUCACCAUUUGAGAAUCUAUUGAUUGAGCAUCCAAGCAUGUCCGUUUACCGUAGUAUUAGGUCCACCCAGGAGGGCACCGAAAGUUUUGUUAAUCUUGAUCUCGGGGUGUCGGCGGAGGUGCCGCAGGCGGAGCCGGAGCCGGAAGCUGAGCCGGAGGCCCGGGGCCAGGCCUUGCAGGAGCAGCGCUCCCAUAGCGCUCGCUUCGAUCGCCAUGCGGCCGCUCAGCUGAAGCAGCAAACUCUGGCUCGCCAGAGUCAGAAGAGCAACAAUAAGAAGCAGCACCAGCAGCUGUGCCGCAGCGCCAUGAAGCGGGCCAACAAGGUGCGCGACUUCCAGGCCAAGGCCAACCGCCCGCGCCGCUCGGAGAUGCAGCACUGCAAGCUGGUCAGCGGCGCCAACAACAACCGCAGCAAGUGCUGCUACUAGGCACGCACCACCCGCUCCGCACACCCCCACCCCUUUUGCCUCCCACGCCCCAAACGCUGGAGAGGAGCAUUACAAUCAUGGCAGGCCACGCGAGGGCAACGCGUACCGAUUUUAAUUAGUAUUUUAACUUAACCCCCAGAAGAAAAGAGAAAAUCUGCAAAAAAAGGCCACCAAAAUAUCAAAAUCUAGCAGCUAAAAACACAUACGAUUAAUGAAUUAAACUUAAUAAUUAAUUGUGUAAAAAAAACGAAAAACAAAAGCCACAAAAAAAUUUAUCUAUGGUAUCUGUGUAAAUGCGUAGGUUUUAACGUUUGCCGUUUCAAUUUAAAAACUUAUAUGAAAAAUACCAAAAAAAAUGCAAUAAAAUUUUCAAAAUGAAUAUGCAAAAAAACCCAUAAGAUAAACACACAUAAAAAAUGACAAAAAAAAUAUAUAUGUAUAAUAUAGGCAACAGAAAUGAUUUUGUUAAUAUAGCAAAGAAAACUAUUUUAUUUAUUUAACCAUUAAACACAGACACACACCGAUAAGUUUAUGAUAUGUUUUG